CCAUCACCCCCAACUACAACUCAAAGAACAUCCUUGGAAUUCAUACCUAUUACAGCACAGCCAUGGCCAGAAGCAUUUUCACCUCCUGCAUUUUCAUUCUUGCUCUCAGCAUCUCUGUCACCAACCCUCUCAAAUGUUACGCGGCUCGGAAUCUCUUGCAGGCCAACAAUAAUCCUGUUGUGCCUGGAAUUCCCACUAUCCCUGGAAUGCCAACCAUUCCAAUCACUGGAAUUCCUACUAUCCCUGGAAUGCCAGCCAUCCCUACCAUUCAGGCCAACAAUCCUGCUGUGCCUGGAAUGCCAACCAUUCCAAAGGCAGCCGCGUCGCCAAUGCCUUCUAUUCCUACCCAGCCAUCAUUUCCCACCAUUCCUGGGAUUCCCAAAUUUGCCAUGCCUCCUAUGCCCUCUUUCCCUUCUUCUUUCCCCAAAAUCCCUUUCCCCUUCUUCUCUCCACCACCUUCAAAGAACUAAUAUAAUUAUCAUGUCAUGAUAUAUACUUGAUGAAGAUUUAGACCGCAUUUGAAUUGGUUGGAUCGACCGAUCUUGCAUUCUUGCCCAUGUUCGGAGUGAUCGAUGUAGUUCUUCAGUUCCAUUGUGUUUAAGUUUGUUGCAUUGUCAUAUACGUGCAUGUUAUUACCCUUAGCUUGUAAUAUAUGGUUCAUGGUUGAAUGAUUUAAUACUUAUUUUCUUUUAA
Ipomoea nil (Japanese morning glory) is the source of this 693-nucleotide messenger RNA. Its product is annotated as ESX-1 secretion-associated protein EspE-like. The record is from RefSeq and is a predicted model, not a curated record. Bases 63 to 470 code for a protein of 135 amino acids. Lineage: Eukaryota; Viridiplantae; Streptophyta; Magnoliopsida; Solanales; Convolvulaceae. The transcript is spliced from 2 exons.